Theobroma cacao (cacao) is the source of this 1064-nucleotide messenger RNA. Lineage: Eukaryota; Viridiplantae; Streptophyta; Magnoliopsida; Malvales; Malvaceae. The record is from RefSeq and is a predicted model, not a curated record.
ACCAUCAGUUUACACAGCAUCCUAGGUUCAUAUGUUUUGUCCCUGAAUUAAGUAGAGCUAUUAAUUUCAUUAACAAGAAGAUGAGUCAUUUUUUAGCCUACUAAUCCAGUCCUGAUCUCAAAGCCCCACCACAUCAGAACACACGCGGCAUCUCUUGAUUAGUGUGGAGCGUCCACACCGACCAUCUUGGUUAUCUUCCUCCGAGGGCCGACAGACGACCAAGUCCAUAUUAUUUGUAAGCCAUGUUACCCAGAGUUGAGUUUGGAUUUCCUUGGUUUUUCACCUAUAAAUGCCCAACACGCACUUCUCAGGGUGAAACCACAAUUUGACAUUCAAACGUCACAGAUUGAGCACUUUAGUCUUAUUGCUGAUAUUUAUUCUGCUAAUUCCCAACAAUAUGGAGGGUCACCAUGCUGAGGGAGAUCACAACAAGGCAGUGGAAACAACAGAUCGUGGUAUGUUCGAUUUCUUGAAGAAGGAGGAUGAGGAUGUGGCCAUGGCAGAUGCCCACAAGCCAAACAAUGCAAAGGAGAAGGAGAAGCCGAAGGAAAAACUCCACCGUGCUGAUAGCAACUCUAGCUCAUCUAGUGAUGAAGAAGAGGAAGGAGAAGAUGGUGAGAAGAAAAAGAAGAAGAAAGGAUUGAAGGGCAAGAUCAAAGAAAAGAUAUCUGGCGACAAAGAGGCAACAGAGCAUAAAGACACAUCAAUCCCAACUGCGAAUCCAGAGGAGAAGAAAGGCUUUCUAGAUAAGAUAAAGGAGAAACUUCCUGGUCAGAACAAGAAACCAGAAGAUAAUGCCUUGGAUGGGCAUCCUGCAGAACGUGAGCCAAAGGAGAAAGGAAUCUUGGAGAAGAUCAAGGAGAAGAUUCCCGGGUACCAUGGACACAAGACUGAAGAGGAUAAGGGCAAGGAAAAUUGAAGUUAAAACUUGCCACUAAAACUGUAUCUUGGAAUAUGUUGUCUUUGUGCUUGCAUUGUGUUUAUGUGCUCCCUACAAGUGUUUCUUGUGCUUUGGGAGUCUUUGUGUCGUAUUCCUGUGUUGCAUCAGUCAUUUGAUAUUUCCU